AUGCUGCUGUGCCUGCUGUCUCCUGCGUCAUGCACAACCUGCCCCCAGAAAUGCCGAUGCGAGGACCAGCAGUUCUACUGUGACACCCAGGGAUUAGAAGCGCCCCCGGACGGCGUUGACAGGGGGGCCCUGGGAUUGUCGCUCCGCCACAACAGCAUCGCUGAACUCAGCCCGGACCAGUUCUAUGGCUUCUCCCAGCUCACCUGGCUCCACCUGGACCACAACCAGAUCACCACGGUGCAGGAGGACGUCUUCCAGGGGCUCUACAAGCUCAAAGACCUCAACCUGAGCUCCAACCGGAUCACCAAGCUGCCAAACACAACCUUCAUCCACCUCAUCAACCUACAGAUCCUGGACCUGUCCUUCAACCUAAUGACUGCGCUGGAGCCUGAGUUGUUCCACGGCCUCCGCAAGCUGCAGAUCCUCCACCUGCGCUCCAACUCGCUGCGCACCACCCCCGUCCGGGCCUUCUGGGACUGCCGCAGCCUUGAGUACCUGGGUCUGUCCAACAACCGGCUGCGGAGCCUGGCCCGGAACGGCUUCGCUGGCCUCAUUAAGCUCAGAGAACUCCACUUGGAACACAACCAGCUGACUAAGAUCAACCUGGCCCACUUCCCCCGCCUGGUGGCUCUGCAGUUCCUUUACCUGCAGUGGAACAAGAUCUCCAACCUGACCUGCAACAUGGAGUGGACCUGGACCACGUUGGAGAAGCUGGACCUCACAGGGAACGAGAUCCGGGUGCUGACCCCGGACGUGUUCGAGACGCUGCCCAACCUGAAGAUCCUCCUACUGGAUAACAACAAGCUAGACAGCCUGGACUCUCUGGUCAUGGAUAUGUGGCUGUCUCUAGGUACCGUGGGGCUGUCCAGCAACCUUUGGGAAUGUACCAAACGGAUCUGCUCCCUGGCCACUUGGCUGAGCACCUUUAAGGGGAGGUGGGAACACUCCAUCCUGUGCCACACCCCCGAGUACGCCCAGGGCGAGGAGAUACUGGAUGCCGUUUAUGGAUUCCAGCUUUGUCCGAAUUUUACGGCGCCGCCACCGGUCGUCUUGACCACAAGCGCGUUGUCGACGGCCACGGACACGUCGACGGGAACGGCGGCAGAGGCCACCAGCUCGCUGUUUGGAAUAAUGCAGCAGACACCCACGCAGGACUUCUAUUUGGAUUUUGGGCGCUUUACGACAAUAACGACAACGACCGCCACGCCACGCACCGCCCUGGCAACCGCCCUGGCAACCUCCGCCACGACAGUGGAGGGCGGCGGCGGAGCGGUGGGAGUCACGGAGGACUUCUCGGAGACGGACAACACGGUCCUAACCCAGAGGGUGAUCAUUGGAACUAUGGUCCUUCUGUUUUCCUUCUUCCUCAUUAUUUUCAUUGUGUAUAUCUCACGGAAGUGCUGCCCUCCUACCAUGCGCAGGAUACGCCAGUGCUCGGCCAUGCAGAACCGCCGCCAGAUGAGGACCCAGCAGCGGCAGCAAAUGGCGGACCUGGCCACGCAGGUACCCUAUAACGAGUACGAGCCCAGCCACGAGGAGGGAGCGCUGGUCAUCAUCAACGGCUACGGGCAGUGCAAGUGUCAGCAGCUGCCUUACAAAGAGUGUGAAGUAUAA
Molecule: messenger RNA, 1614 nt
Organism: Coregonus sp. 'balchen'
Lineage: Eukaryota; Metazoa; Chordata; Actinopteri; Salmoniformes; Salmonidae
Source: the annotation of a GenBank genome assembly